AGCUUACAUAAAGGGACAAGUGGAGCCAGAGAGGCCACAGUGCUCAUACUUACAAGGUUGGAGCACAGGGCACCAGACAUCAUGAAUUGGUCCUUGCACCCCCGGAGUUUAAUCCUCUACUUCUACACUCUUCUGUUGUUCUCUUCAACAUGCCUAGCUUAUGUUGCCACCAGAGACAACUGCUGCAUCUUAGAUGAAAGAUUUGGUAGCUAUUGCCCGACUACGUGUGGGAUUGCAGAUUUCCUGUCUAACUACCAAAACGAAGUAGAAAAGGAUCUCCAGUCCUUGGAGGACAUCCUAAGUCAAGUUGAAAACAAAACCUCAGAAGCCAAAGAACUGAUCAAGACAAUCCAAAUCAACUAUAAUCCUGAUGAGCCCACAAAACCAAAUGGUGUGGAAAGCGCCACCAAGAAUUCCAAGAAAAUAAUGGAAGAGGUUUUGCAAUUUGAAGAAACGAUUCUGUCACAUGCGUCAAGUAUUCGAUUUUUGCAGGACAUAUAUAAUUCAAAUAAUCAGAAGAUCGCUACCCUGAAACAGAAAGUAGCCCAACUUGAAGCUCAGUGUCAGGAACCUUGCAGAGACACAGUGCAAAUAUCUGAUAUAACAGGGAAAGAUUGCCAAGAUAUUGCCUAUAAAGGGGCCAAACAGAGUGGGCUUUACUUUAUCAAACCUCUGAAAGCUAAGCAGCAAUUCUUAGUCUACUGUGAAAUUGAUGAAUCUGGAAAUGGAUGGACUGUGCUUCAGAAGAGGCUCGAUGGCAGUGUGGAUUUCAAGAAGAACUGGAUUCAGUACAAAGAAGGGUUUGGACAUCUGUCUCCCGAUGACACCACAGAAUUUUGGCUGGGAAAUGAGAAGAUUCAUUUGAUAAGCACACAGUCUACCAUCCCCUAUGCGUUAAGAGUGCAGUUGGAGGACUGGACUGGCAAAACCAGUACUGCGGACUAUGCCAUGUUCAGGGUGGGACCUGAGAGUGACAAAUACCGCCUGACAUAUGCCUACUUCAUUGGUGGAGAUGCUGGGGAUGCCUUUGACGGCUUUGAUUUUGGUGAUGAUCCUAGUGACAAGUUUUUCACAUCCCACAAUGGCAUGCAGUUCAGUACCUGGGACAAUGACAAUGAUAAGUUUGAUGGUAACUGUGCUGAACAGGAUGGAUCUGGUUGGUGGAUGAACAAGUGUCAUGCUGGUCACCUCAAUGGAAUCUAUUACCAAGGUGGCACUUACUCAAAAGCAUCUACCCCUAAUGGUUAUGAUAAUGGCAUUAUUUGGGCCACUUGGAAGUCUCGUUGGUAUUCCAUGAAGAAAACCACCAUGAAGAUAAUUCCAUUCAACAGACUCACCAUCGGACAAGGGCAGCAGCACCAGCUUGGGGGAGCCAAACAGGCUGGAGACGUGUAAAAGACCAUUUCAAAAGUGAUUUACUUUUUCAAAAGGACUUUAUUUGAACAGAUAAAUGUAAUAUUUUUCAUAUGGGACAAUGGACUUGUAAAGCCUCACUUCGUUUUAAGAGAACAAAAACCCAGGUUGAAAACUCCACUGACAGUUUUAUGCUGGUGAUAAUUUAUCUACAUGCCAUUUCAAUAAACUUUUGUUUCCUAAGAUUA
Messenger RNA from Phyllostomus hastatus (greater spear-nosed bat), 1601 nucleotides. It is a transcript of the gene FGG, whose product is annotated as fibrinogen gamma chain. Gene Ontology annotation, biological process: platelet activation; protein polymerization; blood coagulation. The transcript has 10 exons. Gene Ontology annotation, cellular component: fibrinogen complex. The record is from RefSeq and is a predicted model, not a curated record. Gene Ontology annotation, molecular function: signaling receptor binding. Lineage: Eukaryota; Metazoa; Chordata; Mammalia; Chiroptera; Phyllostomidae. Bases 82 to 1395 code for a protein of 437 amino acids.